GUGACUCGGUUCCGGCUUGCCCAAGAUGGCGGCGCCCAGAGAGACAGCGUGAAAGUUGGUGGCGGCAGAGGCGGUCCGGUCGUGCUGGAAUUGAGAGAGGGACCGUGCAUCAUGUCGCGACUGAUCGUGAAGAACCUCCCGAAUGGGAUGAAGGAGGAGCGAUUCCGGCAGCUGUUCUCUGCCUUCGGCACGCUGACCGACUGCAGCCUCAAGUUCACCAAGGAGGGCAAGUUCCGCAAGUUCGGCUUCAUCGGCUUCAGGUCCGAGGAGGAGGCCCAGAAGGCCCUGAGCCACUUCCACAGGAGCUUCGUUGACACGUCCCGGAUCACGGUGGAAUUCUGCAAGUCCUUCGGGGACCCGACAAAGCCCCGAGCCUGGAGCAAACACGCCCAGAAACCACAGCAAGCCAAGCCGCCUGCCCAGGCUCCGGCUCCCCCUGAAACUAAGAGAGACAAGAAGAAGGUCCCGAGUGAGCUGGGGAAGCUGAGGGAAGAUACUGAGUUCCAGGAGUUCCUGUCAGUUCACCAGAGGCGGGCGCAGGCAGCCACGUGGGCCAACGAUGCCCUGGACGUCGAGCCCCUGAAAGGGCGGCAGAGCAAGGCGGCCGAUGACUACUUGAACUUCGACUCCGAUUCAGGGCAGGAGAGUGAGGAGGAAGAGGAAGAGAGAGCCAGGGCGGACCUGGAAGAGGAGGAAGGGCUGCAAGCCAAGACGGCUGUGUGCCAGGAGCUGUCGGACAUGGACUACCUAAGGUCCAAAGUGGUGCAGGCCGAGGCCUCCUCUUCCGAGGAAGAGGAGAGCGAAGACGAAGCAGUCAGCUGUGACGCCGAGAGUGAGGCUGAGGGAGAGGACUCCGCAGCCGCUCCUGCCCCCGAGGAGAGAGAGAGCGGGGUCUCUGGCCAGGAGCAAGGAGCCCAGCCUGGACGUUGGAGAGCGCCGGAGGCCAGAGCCCAGACAGAGAAGCCGGCAAACCUGAAGGAACCCACCACGCCCUACACUGUGAAGCUGCGGGGGGCCCCGUUCAAUGUCACUGAGAAAAAUGUUGUGGAAUUCCUGGCCCCGCUGAAACCUGUGGCCAUCCGCAUCGUUAGAAACGCCCACGGAAACAAGACAGGGUACGUCUUCGUGGAUUUCAGCAGCGAAGAGGAAGUGAAGAAAGCUCUGAAAUGCAACAGGGAGUACAUGGGCGGCCGCUACAUCGAGGUAUUCAGAGAAAAGAAUGUCCCCGUGGCCAAGGGGCCCCCGAAGAGCAGCGCCCAGCCCUGGCAGGGCCGCACGCUGGGGGUAAACGAGGAGGAGGAAGACCUGGCCGACUCCGGGAGGCUGUUUGUGCGAAACCUACCCUACACCAGCACCGAGGAGGACCUGGAAAAGCUCUUCUCCAAAUACGGGCCCCUGUCUGAGCUGCACUACCCCAUCGACAGCCUGACCAAGAAACCCAAGGGCUUCGCCUUCGUCACCUUCAUGAUGCCUGAGCACGCGGUGAAGGCCUACGCAGGAGUGGACGGGCAGGUGUUCCAGGGCAGGAUGCUGCACGUGCUACCAUCCACCAUCAAGAAGGAGGCCAGCGAGGCCAGCGAGGCCCCGGGCUCGUCGUCGUACAAGAAGAAGAAGGAGGCCAAGGACAAAGCCAACAGCUCCAGCUCGCACAACUGGAACACGCUGUUCAUGGGGCCAAACGCCGUGGCCGAUGCCAUAGCGCAGAAGUACAACGCCACCAAGAGCCAAGUGUUCGACCACGAGACCAAAGGCAGCGUGGCCGUGCGUGUGGCCCUCGGGGAGACCCAGCUGGUCCAGGAAGUGCGGCGCUUCCUGCUGGACCACGGUGUCUGCCUGGACGCUUUCAGCCAGGCCGCAGGCGAGCGGAGCAAGACUGUGAUCCUGGCCAAGAACCUCCCGGCGGGCACCCUGGCGGCUGAGCUGCAGGAGCUCUUCGGUCGCUUCGGCAGCCUGGGCCGCGUGCUGCUGCCUGAAGGCGGUGUUACCGCCAUCGUGGAGUUCCUGGAACCCCUGGAAGCCCGCAAGGCCUUCAGGCAUCUGGCAUAUUCCAAGUUUCACCACGUGCCCCUGUACCUGGAGUGGGCUCCGGUUGGCGUCUUUUCCGGUGUAGCUUCGCCAAAGAAAAGGUCCCAUGAUGCACCAGUGGAACCUGCGGCAAAGGACACAGCAGAGCCAGGAGCCGCGCCAGACAGCGAGAGCCCAGAAAGUGGAGAGCCAACAGAGGGAAGAGCAGGUGGCCCAACAGCCCAGAUGGAGGAAGAAGAGGAGGAGGAGGAGGAGGAGGAGGAGAGCCUUCCAGGGUGCACCCUGUUUAUUAAGAAUCUCAACUUCAGCACAACAGAAGAGACGCUGAAGGAGGUGUUUUCCAAGGUGGGAACAGUGAAGAGCUGUUCCGUUUCCAAGAAGAAGAACAAAGCAGGAGCACUGCUUUCCAUGGGCUUUGGAUUUGUAGAAUACAAGAAGCCAGAGCAGGCUGACAAAGCCCUCAAGCAGCUUCAGGGUCAUGUCGUGGAUGGGCACAAGCUGGAGGUGCGGAUCUCGGAACGGGCCACUAAGCCAGCCCUGACCUCCACCCGCAAGAAGCAGGUUUCCAAAAAGCAGACGACUUCCAAGAUCCUGGUGCGGAACAUCCCCUUCCAGGCCGACCUCCGUGAGAUCCGGGAGCUCUUCAGCACCUUUGGGGAGCUGAAGACCGUCCGCUUGCCCAAGAAGAUGACGGGGACAGGUACGCACCGAGGCUUCGGCUUCGUGGAUUUCCUCACCAAGCAGGAUGCCAAGAGAGCCUUCAACGCCCUGUGUCACAGCACUCACCUGUACGGCCGCCGGCUGGUGCUCGAGUGGGCCGACUCAGAGGUGACCCUGCAGGCCAUGCGGCGGAAGACGGCAGAGCACUACCACGAGCCCCCGAAGAAGAAGCGGUCUGUGGUGUUGGACGAGAUCCUGGAGCAUCUGGAAGACAGCGGCAGCGACGGCGAGGAGCGAGCCCUUCAGCUGUGAGCUGGCACCACCCAGGGUAUGUGGCGCCGGGGCCCUGGAGACCAAGACAGCCACUGUCACUCCUGUGCUCCCUGCCUUGUGGGCGGCAGGGAGGGGCACGAGGCCCAACCCUUCACGGACCAAGGUCAGAAAGGACAGAGGCCUGGGUCACACACUGCCCGCCGGGACAUCUGGGCGUGUGCGCUCCUGCUGCACCUGCCACCGUCACUGCCGCCAGCAUCGUGGCCGUGCUCGGCACACGCAGAGCACGCACCUGCACCGUGUGGGCGCAGAGGCUGCAGUCCCUCCCAGCAGGUCCUCCCGGCUGACCCGAGAGUUGCACGGGGAGCCCCUGAUGGAGAGGCUGCGGAGAAAGUUGGGGACCUGUGCACCCUGCAGCUUCCCACUUGUC
Messenger RNA from Ochotona princeps (American pika), 3388 nucleotides. RefSeq names its product RNA binding motif protein 19 (gene RBM19). Gene Ontology annotation, molecular function: RNA binding. Bases 112 to 2997 code for a protein of 961 amino acids. NCBI's taxonomy places the organism in Eukaryota, Metazoa, Chordata, Mammalia, Lagomorpha, Ochotonidae. The transcript has 24 exons. The record is from RefSeq and is a predicted model, not a curated record.